CUUGUUUGCUUGCUGGCCGCUCCUCGCAGACCUCUGGUGUCGAGGGCACAUCACACACUCCGCGCUAAGGUGAGCAAGCUCGGUCUGGCGUCUCGAAGGUCUUGUGACGGCAAAGGCGACAGCGUAACGUCGCGAAGGAGUCUGGCGUCCGCCUGAGCUGGCAGUCGGGCUAGUCGCUAUAAAGAUAUCCCAAUGCUCAGCUCUGCUCUCUCUGUCGCACAGCUGUUCGCUAGUUCACCCGCCGUCUCCGUGCUCUGCCGGCUCACCGUGAAUCCUUGCAGGUCCCGUCAGCAUGACAUCACUACCAGACCUGCCCCCGGAGCUGUACGACUGCGUCCUUGACUGCCUUUCUGACGACAAACCCACCCUGCGAAGGUGUGCCCUCGCAUCGCGCCAAUGGCUGCCUCGCGUCCAGCAUCACCUCUUCCGUUCCAUCUAUAUCGACUGGUCCAAUUGCUACGCCUUCACCCGUCUCCUCCAGUCUAAUCCGGCCCUCGGAUUGCACGUCGCAACGUUGGAAAUCGAAGGCGCGUUUGGCAUCUUUUCCAUGGACCGUCUACAUGGUGCGACCCUCGACGCCUGGCUCCGUUCUAUCCCCCCGUCCUUCCCUCCCCAGCUCAGCAACCUCACCAAGCUCGAGCUCGCCCUCAUCACCAUCGACGCCGAGCUUGUCCGCCGCUUCUUCGGCCGUCUCUCCGGCAUCUCCCACCUCACCCUCUGGGCCUGCGCGCUCACGUCUUUCGACGUCUUCGUAGAGCUCUUUGCCUCCUUCCCCGACCUCAAGCGCCUCAGCAUCGCGUUCACACAAGAGUGGGAGACCGGCCCGCGCCCGAUCGCCGCUUUCCCCGAGGGCGUGAUCCUCCCGCGCAUUGAGGUUGUCGACAUGACGAGUUGUUGCGAUAACUUCAAAGUACUCCAGUGGCUCGUCGCGCAGAACCUACACACUGCGAUCCACACCUUCUCUUGCUCGCGGGUACCAUGGUCGAGCAUCUGCGUACUCCGCAACGUCCUUGGAGCGCUCGCCCCGACGCUCCGUACCCUCAAGGUCGGCUUUGGGGACAACGGGGCCAUGUCAGACGACUUCCCAAGCGCGAGCUCCAGCUGGGCGCAGAACGCGUUCAGCCCGCUCGCCGCGCUAACGACCGUCACGCUCGAGAUCCAGACGGGCCGGAUCGCGGUCGUGCCCUUCACGCUGCUGCUGCUCGUGCACCUGCCUGUGCCCGCGCUGCGCACGCUCACGUUCGCUGUCAAGUGCGGGGAGUACGACAGCGCGCUGGGCGAGCUCUGGCCGCGCAUGGCGGCCACAACGGCGAGCGUGGCGCGCGCGACCCCCCUGGAGCGCGUAGUGGUGUGCGCGAAGGAGAAGAGCGAGGACGGCGUCGCGAGCGGGGCGAGCUUCCCGUAUCGCGGGCUGCCGAGCUUCGACUUUGCGGAGAUGGAGAGCGCGGUCGUAGCCGCGUUUGCGGCGAAGGGGCUCGAGAAGAUGCUGACGUUCGUCAAGAAGGAUUAGCGUGGGCUGGAUGUGUUCUGUCGACGGAACGUUGAGAAUCUUGUGUCUCAUCAGUAGGCACCGCUGGUCGUCGUAUCUGGGACGGAAUGGAUGUAAUUUAUGUACAUAUUUGCUAUCGCUUGCUCGUCUCCGCCCUGUCUUUUCUCGCCCGUCCAUCGUUUUCGCAUUGUUGUCGCUCCUUGCUAUCGUCGCUCGUUCGUCUUCGAUCGUGUAUCUCGUAUGUAUGUAUCGCUAGUAUUUAACUCCGCUGCCUGUUCGUGCACAUAUAUCUAUUGUAACAUAUUCGC
This is a messenger RNA of Dichomitus squalens LYAD-421 SS1, 1797 nucleotides long. RefSeq lists its product as uncharacterized. The record is from RefSeq and is a predicted model, not a curated record. Lineage: Eukaryota; Fungi; Basidiomycota; Agaricomycetes; Polyporales; Polyporaceae. Bases 293 to 1510 code for a protein of 405 amino acids. The transcript has a single exon.